Suillus subaureus is the source of this 672-nucleotide messenger RNA. RefSeq lists its product as uncharacterized. The transcript is spliced from 4 exons. The coding region runs from base 1 to 672 and encodes 223 amino acids. Lineage: Eukaryota; Fungi; Basidiomycota; Agaricomycetes; Boletales; Suillaceae. The record is from RefSeq and is a predicted model, not a curated record.
AUGAACCAUUGUGGUCAUUGUCGACAAAACAUUGGUACCCUCCAGGUUGAAGCUGCUCCUGCACCUGCGCCUGUCUCUCCUACUCCUGUCUCUCCUGCUCCUGUACCUAUAGCUCCUGCUCCUGCUCCUGUUGCUCUCAUGCAUGUCACUCCUGCUGCUGCAACUACCACUGCAGCUGCUGCAAUUGCUACUGCCCUUCACCAUCCUAGGAGACAGGAGGACACCUCAGCUGCUCAUCUGGACAAUGGCGAGUGGAUCGACAUGAAUAAUGUCAGCAGCAGUGAAGAUAACAACAACCCACCUGAAGUUAUGGCCAACACCCACAUCCCACCUGAAGUCAUAGCCAACACUCAUACACACCCAAGCCCACUGCAGACAGUGACUAGCACCCUUCACACCAAUCCCUUUGCAACAAGAAAAAGAGGUGUUAAGACUACUGCCAAUGUCCUGUUUUUCUUUAGGAAGAAUUCAGACACUGGCAAGCACAUUUGUAUACCAUGCAAGGAUUUAAAUAAGAUUGACUCAUCCUGUCCCCUUACUGUUUAUGGUCCAUCAAUGAGCAAUACCCCUCUUUGCUCCCAUGAAUCCAAGAAACAGCAAUGGCUGAUUGGCAUUCAUCCUGUAGCGGACCGCCUUGAUGAAGGCUGGACUUUCACCCAGAUGCUGGAAUGA